Messenger RNA from Sinocyclocheilus anshuiensis, 1310 nucleotides. It is a transcript of the gene prpf18, whose product is annotated as PRP18 pre-mRNA processing factor 18 homolog (yeast). Bases 140 to 1195 code for a protein of 351 amino acids. The record is from RefSeq and is a predicted model, not a curated record. NCBI's taxonomy places the organism in Eukaryota, Metazoa, Chordata, Actinopteri, Cypriniformes, Cyprinidae. Gene Ontology annotation, biological process: RNA splicing; generation of catalytic spliceosome for second transesterification step. Gene Ontology annotation, cellular component: U5 snRNP; U2-type post-spliceosomal complex; U4/U6 x U5 tri-snRNP complex. The transcript has 11 exons.
UGACUCAGAGUGAUCUCCAGCAGCCAGCGGCCGAGAAACGGUGAACGGACGCGUCUAAACUGCUUCCCGUCGGAUGUUUAUGUAGAAAAGACACACACUUUCUGAAACAAUCUUAAUAGUUUUUGUUACCUAUUGAGUUAUGGACAUCCUCAAAGCAGAGAUCGCGAGGAAAAGAAAACACAUAGAGGAGAAAGAGCUGGUCGAUGACUCAAAGAAAUACUUUAAACGGGCUGACCUCGCGCGUAAGGAAGAGGAGGAGUAUUACAGGAGAUGUGGAUACAAGGUUUCUAAUGAGCAGCCUGUGAGACAGCUGGACAAGACUGAGGAGGAGGCACCUCCAUCUACAUCAUCCAAUCCUGUGUUAGAACUGGAGCUCACAGAGGAGAAGCUGCCAAUGACACUUUCCCGACAGGAGGUGAUCAGACGUCUGAGGGAACGUGGCGAGCCCAUCCGUCUGUUUGGGGAAUCCGAUUAUGAUGCUUUCCAGAGACUCCGGAAGAUUGAAAUUCUAGCACCAGAAGUAAACAAGGGUUUGAGGAAUGAUCUGAAGGCUGCCAUGGAUAAGAUCGAUCAGCAGUAUCUGAAUGAGAUUGUCGGUGGAGCAGAGGGUGCUGAACUGGACACACAACACGAUCUCAAAGUGCAUGAAGAAAAUACCACCAUUGAGGAGCUAGAGGCUUUGGGAGCGUCUCUUGGCACUGGUGAUGAUUUUAGAGACAUGGACAUCAUAAAUAAAGUUUUACGGUUCUUGCUAGGAGUGUGGGCUAAAGAUCUAAACAGCCGAGAGGACCAUGUGAAGCGUAGUGUCCAGGGCAAACUCGCCAGUGCCACCCAAAAACAGACUGAAUCUUAUUUGGAACCUCUGUUCAGAAAACUACGCAAGAAGAAUUUGCCAGCGGAUAUUAAGGAGUCCAUCACAGACAUCAUAAAGUUCAUGCUGGAGAGAGAAUAUGUUAAGGCAAAUGAUGCUUAUCUGCAGAUGGCUAUAGGAAAUGCUCCAUGGCCCAUCGGUGUGACUAUGGUGGGUAUCCACGCUCGUACUGGACGUGAGAAGAUCUUCUCCAAACACGUCGCCCAUGUGCUCAACGACGAGACCCAGAGGAAGUACAUUCAGGGGCUGAAAAGAUUGAUGACAAUCUGUCAGAAACAUUUCCCAACAGAUCCCUCAAAGUGUGUGGAGUACAACGCUCUGUGACGUACUAAUCACAGCAUUCAAAGUCAUGUCCUGUCAUAUUGAAUAAUGUAUGGCUGUCAAUCAUUCUCUCAUGUUGUAAAUAAAUGAUUUACUGUAAAUAUACACCAAUCUUGAG